GAGCAUCUCUCGCUACAGCUUCUACGGAGUCCAACUCGUCCACACCAUGUCCAACGUCAACCACGCCGUCCCGAAUGCGAAGGAAUACUAUCCCCUGAACAAUCCUAGCAUCGGCGCGACCCUCUCGCCCGAAACGUUCCCCCAGAAUGCGAAGCUCCCUGCUCUGUUUCAACCCCUCACCAUUAGAGGUGUCACGUUCAACAACCGCAUCUUCGUCUCGCCCAUGUGCCAGUACAGCUCGGAUAACGGGCAUGCUACAGAAUGGCAUUUUGUUCAUCUCGGGGGAUACGCGACCCGCGGCGCCGGUGCGAUCACUGUCGAAGCGACCGCCGUCGUCCCAGAAGGGCGUAUUUCCCCACAGGACGCUGGACUCUGGACAGACAGCCAGAUCGCGCCCUUGAAGCGCAUCGUCGAUUUUGCGCACUCCCAAGGCGCGAAGAUCGGCAUCCAGCUCGCCCACGCCGGUCGCAAGGCGUCGACUCUCGCGCCUUGGGUGUUCGCGAGUGCUGAUCAGACACAUCGCGCGAGCACCUGGGUCGCACAGGAGAGCGAGGGCGGUUGGCCUGACAAUGUCUACGCACCUAGCGCGAUCGCCUACGAUCCCAUUCACCCAAAGCCGAAGGCCAUGACUGAGGCCGAUUUGAAUCGAGUCGAGGAGGCCUUUGUCGCAGCUGUCAAGCGCUCAGAGGAAAUCGGAUUCGAUUUCAUCGAGCUGCACGGUGCGCACGGUUACCUCUUGCACGAGUUCCUAUCCCCGCUCUCCAACAUCCGUGAGGACGCCUACGGCGGACAAUCGCUGGAGAACCGCAUUCGCUGGCCGCUGAGCGUGAUCAAGAGCGUCCGCGCUGUGUGGUCCAAACCGCUCUUCGUGCGCAUCAGCGGUACGGACUGGGCUGAGGGCCCCGAGAAAGGUGACGACGGUUUAUGGAAACAAUGGGGCAUUGAGCAGAGCAAGAUCUUCGUUGGCGAGCUGGAGAAAAUCGGUGUCGAUUUGAUCGACGUCAGUUCCGCCGGCAACUGGGCCGCACAGAAGAUCCCCGUUGGACCCGGAUACCAGGUUCCUCUCGCGGAGGCUGUCAAAAAGGCCUAUCCUAACAUAUCUGUCGGCGCUGUCGGUUUCAUCACCACAGCCGAGCAGGCGAAUGAUAUUCUCGAAGCUGGGAAAGCCGACGUUGUUUUCCUCGCGAAGGAGCUCAUCCGGACACCUCACUUCCCGCUCCUCGCUGCUCAGCAGCUAGGCGUCGCCGUCAAGCCAGCGAAUCAGUAUGAGCGCGGCUGGAUGCCCUUGAUUACGCCAAAGAAGAAUUGAAUGGCCUGCUCAUGAUGUGCUCGACGUCGUUGGAGGUGGUUGUAGGACUAGAAAGGAUCUGAUCACUAGCAGUGUAUCAGGACAGAAAGUGAACCAUAUGAGAUAAGGCAUAGAUAUACAUGCCAUGUUGCGAGAGUGCUUACUUAGACUAUUAAUGUCGAACCUUUUCUCUCCGG
Heterobasidion irregulare TC 32-1 is the source of this 1485-nucleotide messenger RNA. RefSeq lists its product as uncharacterized. Lineage: Eukaryota; Fungi; Basidiomycota; Agaricomycetes; Russulales; Bondarzewiaceae. Bases 47 to 1309 code for a protein of 420 amino acids. Gene Ontology annotation, cellular component: intracellular anatomical structure. Gene Ontology annotation, molecular function: NADP binding; NADPH dehydrogenase activity; FMN binding. The record is from RefSeq and is a predicted model, not a curated record. The transcript is spliced from 8 exons.